GGCCGGGCCAGGAGGUAUACCAGUCAGAGUCAAACUGAGAGGCUCUCCUCUUGGUGGGAAAACAGUCAGUCUUAGGUUUUUAUAUAUAUUCAUAUAUAUAUGAAUAUAUAUAUAUAACAAUCUACACAGGGAAAGCACACAGAGCAAACAUGUCGACUGAUAAAGACUUAGAGGAGCUCAACGAAGAGGACAUCGACGAGGAUGAGCUCCUGGCCAUGCUGUCGCCUGAGGAGCUGAGGGAGCUCCAGAGUGAGAUGGACAUUAUCAUCGCCCCCGACGACCGGGUGCCCGUAGGUCAGAGACAGAAGGACCAAACGGAGAAGCCGCCCUCUGGGUCAUUUGACCACAGGUCUCUGGUGGAUUACCUCUAUUGGGAGAAGGAGUCCAAACGAAUGCUCGAUGAGGAGCGAGUGCCUGCUACUCUGCUGCCCAGUGAGAAAACCUUGAGAGAAGCGGCCGUAAAGAAGGAGGAAGAGAAGGCGGACGAGGAUGUGGAAUAUGUGUACGAAGAGGUGAUCAUUGAGGAGGAGGCUGUCAUUGAGGAGGCUGUCAACGGCGUUGAAGAAGAGACAGUCACAGAAGAGAUCAUCGAGGAGAUUGUGGAGGAAGUGAAAGGAGAAGAGCAGGUUCCCUCUGGGAGUGAUACCCAAGAGUCGCCAUUGCCUGUGAGCGCCGAUAAGCAAAACGAUCUGGAUGCUUCAAAGCACAAUGAAGACAGCCAGCCCAGUAAGCCCAGUACCAUUGAAACUCCUCCAUUAAAGGAGGUGGAAGAGAAGGAGAGUGAAAGCAUCGUUGAGCAAAAGCAAAGCACUAUAGAUAUCCAAGAGGCCGUGGACUCAACCUCCGUCAAAGAACCAGAAACUCAACCACUUCCAGAUGAGCCAAUAGUGGACGAACCAUGGAUAAAACCGCCAGAAAAGGAACCGAAGAAAAUAAACAAACUGAAACUCCCAAAUCUUGCACUGGGGGGCAUUAAGCUGACGUCGAGGCCCUCGGGCAACGAGACCAACCUGGAGUCCACCUUGGAUAAGAUGCGCAACAACAACCCCUCCGUCACAGAGGUGAACCUCAACAACAUAGAAAACAUUCCCAAAGUCAUGCUCCUGGAAUACGUCAACGCCUUGAAGAAGAACCGCUUCGUGAAGACCUUCAGCAUCGCCAACACCGGCGUGGACGAGAACAUCGCCUUCAACCUGGCCAACAUGCUCCGCGAGAACCGCAGCAUCGUCACACUGAACAUCGAGUCCAACUUUGUGACAGGGAAGGGCAUUGUGGCCAUCAUCCGCUGCCUGCAGUUCAACGAGACCCUCACAGAGCUGCGCUUCCACAACCAACGCCACAUGCUGGGUCACCACGCCGAGAUGGAGAUCUCCCGCCUGCUGAAGGCCAACAACACCCUCCUGAAGAUGGGCUACCACUUUGAGCAGCCGGGGCCGAGGAUGGUGGUGACCAACCUUCUCACCAGGAACCUGGACCGCCAGAGACAGCUGAGGAAGGAGGAUCAGAAGCAGCUGCAGGUUAAAGAACAAAGGGAGGCAUUGCAAAUGUAUGAAAACAGCCUGAACCUGCCUCCUGGUCUGUUGGAGAUGCUGGGCUACAUACCCUCCUUGGAGAUCUUACGGAGCCACGGUCUUAUCCCCCCAUCUGUAGGACAGAGCAGUGGGCCCUCAGCUAACGGCCCUACAGACGCUCAACCCACACAACCACCACGAAACCAGCCCAGACAGAACCACAACACCGACAGCAUUCCAAAGCCCCCAAGUGCCAGCGAACCAGCGAACCCCAUAAAGGACGUCCACUUGAGGAGGACUCCUAAGAAACGCGACCCCUUUCUGGACCUGGACCCGAGGGAAGAGAUGAGAGCAGACAGAGCCAGCUUUCAUCUGAGGAAGACCAGCAGGGCGAGGGCCACAGAGAGCGAGGUGAUGGCGGACGAGAGGGCUAAUCUGAAGGACGUCAUUAAGACCUUGAAACCCGUUCCCCGGAGACGAGAGCCAGCGAUGAUUCAGAUGACGCCACGGGAUCUCCUCCUGAGUGAAAUCAAACAUAGCAACGUGGCCUAUCUCAAAGCUGUUCCUCUUCCGAAGGAGCUGGAGUCGGGCGAGACCAGUCUCUUAGACUUGUAGAUAUAUAAUCUAUGAAAAAAAGAGAAGCUAACCAUGUCUGAACUUUAGGGCCGCGCUGACGAUAGGUUGUGAAAUAGCUGUUGAGAUGACUUGCACAUAACAGAGUAACGUGUUAGAGGAGUGUUGUCAUGUUUCUGUUUAUUGAUUUGUUUUUGAGUUAUUGUUUGACAUUUAAUGUACUGCUUUUUUGAAGAAUAAAAAAACGAAUUCAAAACUAUAAUUGACAGAAUUGUACCUACUAUACAAAAUAUUAUUAGAAAUGUUAUAGAUUCAACAUAAACGUAGAAUAACUAAGCUAUAGUAUCUAGGCUAGGAAAACCUUUAAAUCCUGAUUUGAUACUAUACAUUACUAAAUUGUACAGACUCUUUAUUUUCACGUCA
Gadus chalcogrammus (walleye pollock) is the source of this 2507-nucleotide messenger RNA. It is a transcript of the gene lmod3, whose product is annotated as leiomodin 3 (fetal). Gene Ontology annotation, biological process: myofibril assembly; pointed-end actin filament capping; muscle contraction. NCBI's taxonomy places the organism in Eukaryota, Metazoa, Chordata, Actinopteri, Gadiformes, Gadidae. Gene Ontology annotation, molecular function: tropomyosin binding. The record is from RefSeq and is a predicted model, not a curated record. Bases 150 to 2126 code for a protein of 658 amino acids. Gene Ontology annotation, cellular component: striated muscle thin filament; myofibril. The transcript has 3 exons.